This is a messenger RNA of Hippopotamus amphibius kiboko, 1668 nucleotides long. It is a transcript of the gene CPNE7, whose product is annotated as copine 7. Lineage: Eukaryota; Metazoa; Chordata; Mammalia; Artiodactyla; Hippopotamidae. Gene Ontology annotation, molecular function: calcium-dependent phospholipid binding. Gene Ontology annotation, cellular component: plasma membrane. The record is from RefSeq and is a predicted model, not a curated record. Gene Ontology annotation, biological process: cellular response to calcium ion.
AUGAGCGCGGGCUCGGAGCGCCGGGCGGCGGCGGCGCCUGGGGUGGUGCCGGCGCCCUGCGCCUCGAAGGUGGAGCUGCGGCUCAGCUGCCGGCACCUGCUGGACCGCGACCCGCUCUCCAAGUCCGAUCCGAGCGUGGUGCUGCUGCUGCAGUCGCAGGGCCAGUGGGUGCAGGUGGACAGAACCGAGGUGGUCCGGAGCAGCCUGCACCCCGUCUUCUCCAAGGUCUUCACACUCGACUACUACUUUGAGGAGGUGCAGAAGCUGCGCUUUGAGGUCUACGACACGCAUGGGCCCAGCAGCCUCAGCUGCCAGGAUGAUGACUUCCUGGGGGGCAUAGAAUGCACCUUGGGGCAGAUAGCGGCCCAGAAGAAGCUGACCCGAGCCCUGCUGCUGAAGUUCGGCAGGAAAGCCGGCAAGUCCACGCUCACGGUGACGGCCGAGGACAUCUCCGGGAACAACGGCUACGCGGAGCUGUCCUUCCGGGCCAGGAAGCUGGACGACAAGGACCUCUUCAGCAAGUCGGACCCCUUCCUGGAGCUGUACCGGAUCAGGGAUGACGAGAGCCAGCAGCUAGUGUACAGGACGGAGGUGGUGAAGAACGACCUGAGCCCCACCUGGCAGCCUUUCAAGGUGUCUCUGAGCAGCCUGUGCAGCUGUGAGGAGUCUCGGCCUCUGAAGGGCCUCGUCUGGGAUUAUGACUCCCGCGGGAAGCACGACUUCAUCGGAGAAUUCUCCACCACCUUCGCGGAGAUGCAGAAAGCUUUCGGGGAGGACCAGGCCCAGUGGGACUGUGUGAACUCCAAGUACAAGCAGAAGAAACGCAAUUACAAGAACUCUGGGCUGGUCAUCCUGGCAGACCUGAAGGUCUACAGGGUGUACUCGUUCCUGGACUACGUCAUGGGCGGCUGUCAGAUCCACUUCACGGUGGCCAUCGACUUCACGGCCUCCAACGGGGACCCCAGGAACAGCUGCUCCCUGCACUACGUCAACCCCUUCCAGCCCAACGAGUACCUGCAGGCCCUGGUGGCUGUGGGCGAGGUCUGCCAGGACUAGGACAGUGACAAGAGGCUCUCUGCUCUGGGGUUUGGAGCCUGGAUCCCUCCCAAGUAUGAGGUGUCCCAUGACUUCGCCAUCAAUUUCAACCCCGAGGAUGACGAGUGUGAAGGAGUCCAGGGCGUGGUGGAGGCCUACCAGAACUGUCUGCCCCGGGUCCAGCUCUGCGGCCCCACCAACGGCCCAUCAUUCUCCAGGGUGGACCGCGUGGCCGCAGCCGCGGAGCGCAGCGGCGAGGCCUCCAUAGGUCAAUACUACAUCCUGCUGAUCCUGACGGAUGGCGUGGUGACCAACAUGGCGGACACGCGCGAGGCCAUCGUGCGCGCCUCCCACCUGCCCGUGUCCAUUAUCGUCGUGGGGGUGGGCAACGCCGACUUCACCGACAUGCAGGGCCUCGACGGCGACGACGGCGUCCUGCGCGCCCCGCGGGGGGCGCCCGCCCUCCGGGACACCGUGCAGUGCGUGCCCUCCCGCGAGCUCAAGAGCGCGUCCCCCGCCGCGCUGGCCAAGAGCGUGCUGGCCGAGGUGCCCAGGCAGCUGGUUGAGUAUUACAGCCACAAGGAGCUGCCUCCGAGAGACCUUGGCAAGGCCAGCCCAGGCUCUGCUCCAUGA